AGAUUUCUUCCCGAAUGUAGCGCCUUUUUGUGCUGUCAUUCACUCCAUAGUACGAUUGAAUUUGCAUCUUCUUGAACGCAAAGUACGCACCCGCUUCUUUAAAGUUGAGUCAUUAACAAGGUCUGCUAAUCAGAGAACUUUACAUAACGCCAUAAAGGACGACCACUCGACUUCUUCGCUUCCCCGUUAAAAGUCUCCUCUCGUGUCUAAAACACAGCAAAAAGGACUUCCCCCCUUAAAAUAUAAUAACGCUCAUCGCCAAGAAUAAUACGGGCGACAGCCUUUCCCGAAACGCGGUGCCGUCUCUAUCCACUUCUUUCUUUUAAGCCACCUUUGCUCUUUCGCCAGCACACUACUCAGUGUUUCGUAAUGACGAAGGACAUGCCUAGCGAAACCGCCACGAAGCCACCGUCGCUGCUGUGCUUCGGCCACCCCCUGCUGGAUAUGAUGGCCACUGUAGACGAGGCUUUCCUGAGGGAGCACAACGUCGAGCCCGGCAGCGUCUCCCUUGCCUCGCCCGAGCAGCUGUGCCUCUUCACGAAGCUGCUUGACGACUUUGAGGGGAAGGUCGGCUUUGUCCCAGGUGGGGCUGCCAUGAACACCGCGCGCGCCUUUGCCUGGAUGACGCCGGCGGCGCGUGUCUCCUACGUCGGUGCCCUCGGAAAAGACCGCUUUGCCGAAAUUUUGAAGGAUGCGCUUGUUUCGGCUGGCGUGCAGCAGCUUUUUGAGGAGUGCGACGCGAAGCCCACCGGCACGUGCGCCGGGCUGGUGGUGAACAAAGACCGCGCAUUGCUGGCCUACCUCGGUGCCGCUGUUGAGGUGUCGCUGAAGCACAUGCAGACAGACGAGGUGCAGGCCGCUAUCGAAGACGCGUGCGUCUACUACUCGGAGGGCUUCUUUUUGAACACCGCGUCCAGCCCCGACAACCUCGUCUCCGUCGCGACCCACGCCCACCUGCACGACAAACUCUUCUGCUUCAACCUGAAUGCGCCUUACCUUAGCAUGACGUUCGCCAGCCGAAUCCAACUGUUGAUGCCACACAUCGACAUCCUCUUCGGUAGCGACGAGGACUUGCUGACGUACGCCUCGGUGCGCUGGCCGCAGGACUUUGAUCUGGCCGCGUUGGAGCCCAAAAUGCACGCGAACUCCUGCCGACAGAGGGCGCUGGUCCGCUGCCUGGCCCGCAUUUCGAUGCUUCCCUCCGUCAUGCCGAACCGCCCACGGCUGGUGGUGGCGACGUGCGGUCCCCACGACACCUACGUGGCCUGCGGCGAUCGGGUCCGCUCCUACCCAGUUCCGCCGAUGCUGCCGGAGGAGAUGGUCGACGUGAACGGCGCCGGCGACGCUUUUGUGGCGGGAUUCCUGGCGCAGUACGUCGCGAACGGUGACGAGUCUGCCAGCGUGGUGGUUGGCCACUCCUCGGCACAGAACUGCAUUCGACACAACGGCGCCGUCGUGAGCGGCGUCCCGCCUCCGCUGUUCGGGGUAAAAACGGAAUAG
Messenger RNA from Leptomonas pyrrhocoris, 1500 nucleotides. RefSeq names its product adenosine kinase-like protein. The record is from RefSeq and is a predicted model, not a curated record. Gene Ontology annotation, molecular function: adenosine kinase activity. Gene Ontology annotation, biological process: purine ribonucleoside salvage. The coding region runs from base 370 to 1500 and encodes 376 amino acids. Lineage: Eukaryota; Euglenozoa; Kinetoplastea; Trypanosomatida; Trypanosomatidae. Gene Ontology annotation, cellular component: cytosol; nucleus. The transcript has a single exon.